Molecule: messenger RNA, 1359 nt
Organism: Aspergillus bombycis
Lineage: Eukaryota; Fungi; Ascomycota; Eurotiomycetes; Eurotiales; Aspergillaceae
Exons: 1
Coding region: 1-1359 (452 amino acids)
Source: RefSeq, a predicted model, not a curated record
AUGGAUUCCUCCAGCAGUACCCGGCCAUGUUACCUAUCGCAGCUACCGGCUGAGCUCCUCUACGAGAUCUUCCAGCGAUGCCCGGACAUUUCCGCCCUCUGGAGUCUGCUGACUACAUCGUCGCAGAUGUUAGCAGUCUUCAAUUCGAGGGCGUCGGAGAUAGUGGAUGCCGUAUUGAACUUGACUGUCCCAGCUCAGACGCGACUGUAUAUGCGACAGGUUCUCGUUCUCCGCACCGGCAUACAUUCAUAUUACAGUUUUGAGGACGCCCAGACUGAUCGAUUCCUGCUCUGCAAGAGAAUUAUGGCAACACCAGACCAGCUCCGGACUUUUGUGGCGUUAUCCCACAGGGUCCAUGUCUUGGCACAUCUCUGCAUUGAAGGUUGCCUUCGACGGUGCCUAGCUAGUCCGCUCGGCCAAAGGGAAUACCCCGUGGGGUUCAUAAUUCCCACGUGGACGGAGGAGCAACGAAGCAUUCUAUCAUUUUGGCGCGUGUUGUUCUGCAGUGAACUCAAAUUGCAAGGGCUGAAGGGACAUCUUAAUUGGUCUCCCAGAGAGCUUAUAAGACUGCAAAGUCAAGGUCUUUACGAGCAUGUGUUAUCCGGGACUGCAAGAUCUCAGGCCAUGACUGCAUUACGCUUUAUUUGUGAGCAAACUAAUCCAGAUGGCUCUGAGGAAGAAUUGUCAAAUGGACUUGAACAGACUAAACCACUUCAGCUGCCUACGAUCCCCGAGGGCUCUGAGUUUAGUUGGACAUGUCAGUCGCCUCCGUCUCCAAUGGCUGUGAUUCAAGGCUGGAGUCCUUCGGACCCACAGCUCCCCGAACCCAGGCCAUUUACCAGCUCAGUGCCGAGUCCAAUUCUGUAUCCGAGAGUAGCUUUGGAUACCGACUCCGAGGACGAAGAGGACUUGCUGACCCCAGCCGAGAGUGAGGAGUCAGAGAGCGAGGAACUCGAGAGUGACGAGUCCGAAAGCGAUGGGGACGAGAGUGAUGGACCGGAGAGUUGGGGACGACUGCGCUGCCUUUUUCGCAUACCUGAGGACAGACUCAUAAUCGUGGAGAAUCCUCCAAGUGACCCGGAGAUCAUACCCCCAGCGCCUUUCCCUAUUCAAGGUUUUGGAGAAGUUCCAAGCCGGGGGGAGUGGCGAACACUCCAUGGAGCAACGAUUGGUGUACAAUUCUGGACGGGCAUGAAUAUGAAUCGUAAUGCUGGGCCGGGUCAAUAUAUAUGGCCAAACGUGUAUCUCAAAUAUGGCUUCGCUAUCUGGGAAGAGCAGAGAAUGAUUGACAUGGGACUAUGGUCGACCGAAGCUCGCGUCGAUGCAUCCGACAUCUACGAAGAUGGUAUAGCUUUUUGA